This is a messenger RNA of Equus quagga, 3529 nucleotides long. RefSeq names its product tetratricopeptide repeat domain 12 (gene TTC12). NCBI's taxonomy places the organism in Eukaryota, Metazoa, Chordata, Mammalia, Perissodactyla, Equidae. Bases 369 to 2846 code for a protein of 825 amino acids. The record is from RefSeq and is a predicted model, not a curated record. Gene Ontology annotation, molecular function: protein binding. The transcript has 21 exons.
GACAGGACGGUAUCGGCUGCGGGCUGCGGGCUGGUCCCUCCCUGGCGGGCAGGGGGGCCGGUGGACGCUGAGGAGUGGUUGCCGGGCAACGGUGCCAUCGGCCCCGCCCCUCUGCGCCGGGCGGGGAGGGGCGUCGUGGCGAGCGUGUCGGCGGGCUCCCGCCCUGGUCCUGGCCGGCUGCAGGCUGCUGUUCAGUGAGCCUCGGAGCGCCGGACGCCUUGGGCAUCCCUCUGCCUUGGCCUCUUGUCCUGUCGUGGGCUCCCUGCCCAGGCAGUGCGCGCCCUUAGACCCCUGUUCUGGGAGCAGAGGGGUUGGCGCCUGCCCUGGAAGUUCUGCGCCUGCCCUCUGCCCGUGGGUUCUGUUUCACAAUGGCUGACAAUCAAGAGAAAGACUUGCAGAAAUUUCUUAAAAAUGUGGAUGAAAUCACCAAUUUAAUCCAGGAGAUGAAUUCUGAUGACCCAGCUGUACGAGAGAAAGCUGUUCUUGAGACAGAAAAGAGACUGCUGUUUACAGGGGAAGACCAAGAGGAGGACGAAUGCAGGACCACCUUGAACAAGACCAUGAUCAGUCCUCCAAAAGCUCCUACAAAGAGUGCAGAUGAAAUAAACUCAGAGGCCUUCUUGGCAUCGAUGGAGAAGGAUGCAAAGGAACGUGCCAAGAGAAGAAGGGAAAACAAAGUCUUAGCAGAUGCCCUAAAAGAAAAGGGGAAUGAAGCGUUUGUCAGAGGUGAUUAUGAAACGGCCAUCCUGCUCUACAGUGAGGGUCUGGAGAAGCUGAAGGACAUGAAGGUGCUGUACACCAACCGAGCCCAGGCUUAUAUAAAACUUGGGGACUACCAGAAGGCACUAGUGGAUUGUGACUGGGCUCUGAAGUGUGAUGAAAAAUGCACAAAAGCAUAUUUCCACAUGGGAAAAGCCCACCUGGCCCUAAAGAACUACAGCAUGGCUAGAGAGUGUUAUCAGAAGAUCUUAGAAAUAAACCCCCAGCUGCAAACACAGGUGAAAGAUUACCUGAAUCAGGUAGAUCUUCGGGAGAAAGCAGACCUUCAGGAGAAGGAAGCCCAUGAAUUGCUGGAUUCAGGGAGGAACACAGCCGUGACAACCAAGAAUCUCCUGGAGACUCUUUCCAAGCCUGAUCAGAUGCCCUUGUUCUAUGCAGGGGGAGUUGAAAUCCUGACGGAAAUGAUGAAGGACUGCACAGAACGAACUUUAUUCAGAACACACAAUGGAUUCAGUAUCAUCAGUGAGAAUGAGGUCAUAAGAAGGUGCUUUUCCACAGCAGGAAAAGAUGCAGUGGAAGAGACAGUCUGUGUGUCUGUUCUCAGGCUCUGGCAGGCAGUGUGCGCUGGGAACGAGGAAAACCAGCGUCUGCUUGUGGUGCACCCUGGCACGGGUGGGCUGCUGCCCUCCCUCUUGGCCUCCAGUGUCCUGACCAUCCGGCAGCAGAGCCUGGCCCUGCUGCUGCAGCUCGCUGAGACCGAGAACGGACGGAGCCUGAUCAUCAGCCACCUCGACCUGACGCGAUUGUUGGAAGCCCUGCUGUCAUUUCUUGACUUCUCAGAUAAGAAGGCCGACUCGGCCAUGAGACUGCUGACAGACUUGGCUCUGGAAGAAAGAUUCCAAGUCUGGUUCGAGGCCAACCUUCCAGGUGUUCUCCUGGCACUCACAGGCGUUCUGAAGCGAGAUCCCAAGGUAACCAACACCUCAGCUCUCUGCCAGUGUAUUGCCCUCAUGGGAAACCUCAGUGCUGAGGCUGCCAUACGGAGACAGAUGUCUGCCUCUGAAGAAUUUGGGGAUGCCUGCUUGGGCCUCAUGGCCAGGUGUGAGGAGGAUGUGGACCUGUUCAGAGAGGUCAUGUAUACACUCCUAGGACUCAUGAUGAACUUGUGUCUUCAAUCCCCCUUUGUCUCUGAGGUUUGGGCCAUGGAGGUGAGCAGGAGGUGCAUGGCUCUGCUGAACAGCCAGGAUGGAGGAAUCCUGACAAGAGCUGCUGGCGUUCUCAGCCGCACCCUUUCUUCCUCUCUGAAAAUCAUUGAGGAGGCCCUAAGAGCAGGAGUGGUGAAGAAAAUGAUGAAAUUCCUGAAGACGGGAGGCCAGACUGCAUCACGUUAUGCCGUCAAGACACUAGCUGUCUGCACUAACAGUAACCAUGAAGCACGAGAAGAAGUGAUCAGGCUGGAUAAAAAGUUCGGUGUUCUGAUGAAGCUGCUCAGCUCAGAGGAUGAGAUUCUGGUGGGCAACGCGGCCCUCUGCUUGGGGAACUGCAUGGAGGUGCCGCACGUUGCGUCCUCCUUGCUGAAGACAGACAUCGUGCAGGUCUUGCUGAAGCAUGCAGGCGGAGAUGCGCAGAAGACGGCCGUACAGCUGAAUGCAGGGAUCGCUCUGGGGAAGCUGUGCACAGCUGAGCCAAGGUACCUGGGGUGGCUUGUGCCGCUCACAUCCAGAGAGGAGUGGGGUGAGCCAAGCCAAGGCACUGGGCUGGGGCUGGGACUCCGCCCCACGGAGCUCCAUGGGGAAACCAGGAGCCCUGGUGCCUUGGGUGCGGGCAGGUGUUGGGCCCGGGAGCUGCUGCUCUGGAGGAAACCUUCCCUGAGGAAACUGGGAGCUCUCAAGCCCCAGCCAGGGAGAACAAAGGCAUUCAUCUGGCACGGAUUUGUUCCAUGCACUCUGCUGCCAUUGUCUUCUGUCCAUUCCACUCCCUCAUUCUCUUCUGUCCUUCUCUCCUCCUCUUUCUGCUCAUCCUUCUUCUCCCUCGUGCCAUCGCCCCUUCUCUCUCCCUCCUUUCUCUCUCCUCUACUUUUCCAGAAACGGGUAGACCUCCCACUUCAUUUUUUCGCCUGGGCUUAAGCAUAUGGGAGAGUCAUCAGUGAGGCUAAUAUUCUUGUCCUGGACGAAAGCUGAAGCAAGAUGCAGAAUGGCGUGUCUAAGACCCCCUGACAAGCCAGGGCAAGAGCUUCGCUUUAACUGUGUACGUUGCUUCUGUUUUAGCUCAAACUUCUGUUCUGGCCCCAUUCUGGUGCAUUUAAACACCUAGUCAUCCGUGUUCCUGGAGGCUGCCCACCCGUGGCAGAGGCUGGAGCUCUGGUAUAUAAGAGGGGUGCCUGCCGUGGACAGGGAGGAGCUCUGGCCUGCCUGGUUCCCUCUCUUACUGCUGCACCCCUCUGAUUCCUCCUCUGUAGAAGGAGAGGCUUGGCCUGGAUGACAGCUCCAGCCCUUUCAAGUUCUGUCUGAUGGUUCAAAUGGAAGGAAUAAAUAAAAUCUUUCUUCCACAGAAAGCAAGGCACGUUAGCUAGGAUAUGCUCAAAGUGGCAACCUGCUGGAGAGUUCCCGAGAGCCAGGUCCCAUCGGAUCAGCCUGUCACAUCUGUCUCUCACAGUGAGAGGGUUCGCAGUGUUUUGUGGGCCUCCCUGAGGGCUUCAGCCCCGGUGAUUUUUAGGGUUCCCAGUGCCACAGCCGCUGCCCCUCUCCCAGCCAGCUCCUGCCUGAGGGGGGCUGGCUCUGGGCGCCAGAAGUCGGCCCCAUGGCAUUGA